AUGGCAUACUGUCUUCUUGGACUCAUCAUCAAAAUAAUACAUCUACUUGAUCUUCGUUGUCUGGAUACACUAUAUUUAACAGGUGCAAUCAAUCUCACUUCAUUGAUUCACUUGCAAUACAUUCGACAUCUAGACAUCAGCAAUAAUGAUUUUAUGUGGAUUCACAUCCCACAAGCCAUUGGCUCUUUUACCAACUUACGAUAUCUCAACCUCUCAUUUUCUUUAUUGAGUGGGAAGAUUCCUUUCCAACUUGGAAAUCUUUCACUACUACAGUAUCCAGACCUUGGAAGAAAUAGUCUUCUUGGACCAGUUCCUUUUCAGAUUGGGAAUCUUAGACAGUUACAAUAUCUUGAUCUUGAAGGGAAUUCUCUAUCAGGAGAAAUCCCAUUUCAACUUAGGAAUCUCAAGCGGCUACAAUAUCUUAAUCUUGCAAGUAACACUCUUUCUGGAGCUAUCCCUUUUCGGAAUGGGAAUCUUCCUCUCUUACAAACUCUUCGGAUAGGUGGAAAGAUACCAAAAAGCAUCAUAUUGCUAUCUGAGUUGGAGGAUCUAUAUUUGGAGGGAAAUUCUUUAGAGGGUGAAGUCACUGAAUCUCAUCUUUCUAAUUUUUCCAAAUUAGAAACUUUAUCCUUAUCAUACAACACAUUGUCUCUAAGAUUUGUCUCUAAUGGGGUUCCUCCUUUUCAAGCAACAAGAUUGAGUUUAGCAUCUUGCAAGCUAGGUCCGAGUUUUCCUGGUUGGCUCCGGACACAGAAUUCUUUAAUGUCGCUAGAUAUAUCUGAUAAUGAGCUUAGUGAUUCUGUACCAGCAUGGUUUUGGAACAAAUUGCAAAAUUUGAAAUGGUUAAACAUGUCUCACAAUAAUCUCAAUGGUGCAAUUCCUGAUAUACCAUUAAAGCUUCCUUAUGGAACCUCUAUAAUUCUGAAUUCAAAUCAAUUUGAGGGUACACUUCCACCCUUUUUGCUACAAGCUUCAGGGCUUUUAUUCUCUAAAAAUAUAAUUUCUGAUUUGCAUUCUUUUUUGUGUAACCAAAUCAUUGCUCCGAAUUUGGCAACAUUAGAUUUAUCAAACAAUCACAUAACGGGACAAAUUCCGGAUUGUUGGCAAUCUUUAGACCAAUUACUAUUUCUUGAUUUGAGCAAGAAUAAGUUGUCUGGGAAUAUUCCCAUCUCCAUGGGGAAACUUGUUAAAUUAGAAGCGCUGGUUUUGCGAAAGAAUAAUUUAAGAGGUGGACUGCAUUCCAGUUUGAAGAAUUGCACUAAUUUAAUUAUGCUGGAUGUGAGUGAAAAUAAUUUGUCUGGUCGAAUACCAUCAUGGAUUGGAGAAAGUGAAAUACGAAAAGAGAUUGUGCAUUUUCUUGGGAUUGUUUCUUUAAAUUUAUCAAGAAACAAUUUGAGGGGAGAAAUUCCUUCUGAGAUUGGAAAUUUAAGUUCACUUGAAUCUCUUGACUUGUCAAGAAAUCAUUUGCAUGGGAGAAUUCCUUCUUCUCUUUCUCAACUUGAUUUCUUAGGAAAAUUAGACUUGUCAUACAACUCUCUUUCUGGAAGAAUCCCAUUGGGAAGACAUUUGCAGACCUUUGAAGCCUCUUAUUUUGAAGGAAAUAUUGAUCUUUGUGGUGAACAACUCAACAAAAGUUGUCCUGGAGACUAUUCAACCGCAAAACCAGAAGCAGCAACAGAAAAGGAGGGAGAUAAUUCUGAAUUCUAUGAAGCAUUAUACAUGCAUGGGCCUAGGAUUCUUCGUAGGAUUUUGGGGCUUAAUAGGGCCAAUUCUAAUUUGGAAACCUUGGAGAAUUGCUUACCUAAGGUUCUUGAACAUAUUGACAACUGA
Molecule: messenger RNA, 1830 nt
Organism: Vigna angularis (adzuki bean)
Lineage: Eukaryota; Viridiplantae; Streptophyta; Magnoliopsida; Fabales; Fabaceae
Product: receptor-like protein EIX1
Exons: 3
Coding region: 1-1830 (609 amino acids)
Molecular function (GO): protein binding
Source: RefSeq, a predicted model, not a curated record